CCUGUUUGCUCCAUAUUUUGUCUUUGAUUCGAGAUAAAUUUACCGACUAUCACAAGGCUCACGUAAAAUAUAAUAAUUAUUGAUUGAUAAUAAUCGCAUUAUAAUAAAUUAAUAAUUUAAUCGUUUAUUGUAUCGUGCAGAGAAGACAAAAAUAGCACAGCUCCAGCUGUGGUUGAUUAGUUAUAAUGGCGACUAUUUCAUUUGCGAAAAGUGUGGUUAACCCAGCCCUGAAGUUGAUUUUGAAACAGAACCAUUGUUCCCACCUAUUAAAUACAAAUGGACUACCAGUGUUAACACCACUCAGCUUAGUACUCAGAAGAAACUAUGCAGAGAAACAAGUUUUUGAGAGAACAAAACCACAUUGCAAUGUUGGUACAAUUGGCCAUGUUGACCAUGGCAAAACUACCCUUACCGCUGCUAUAACCAAAGUAUUAUCUGAUCUCAAUUUGGCUCAGAAGAAAGGCUACACAGACAUUGACAAUGCCCCUGAAGAAAAAGCUCGUGGUAUUACAAUUAACGUAGCCCAUGUUGAAUACCAAACAGAGCAGAGGCAUUAUGGUCACACAGACUGUCCAGGACAUGCUGAUUAUAUUAAGAACAUGAUAACUGGAACAGCACAGAUGGACGGUGCAAUUCUUGUGGUAGCAGCCACUGAUGGAGUUAUGCCACAGACUCGGGAACACUUGUUGCUUGCUAAACAGAUUGGCAUUCAGCAUGUGGUAGUUUUCAUUAACAAAGUAGAUGCUGCUGAUGAAGAGAUGGUGGAACUAGUAGAGAUGGAAAUACGUGAACUUAUGACUGAAAUGGGAUAUGACGGUGACAAUACACCUGUUAUUAAAGGAUCCGCUCUCUGUGCUCUAGAAGGAAAAAGCCCGGAAAUAGGUGCAGAAGCCAUCAACAAACUCCUACAAGAAGUUGAUUCAUUCAUACCUACCCCAGUGCGUGAGCUGGACAAACCUUUCCUGAUGCCAGUUGAGUCGGUACAUUCUAUUCCUGGACGUGGAACGGUUAUAACUGGACGACUACACCGAGGUGUGUUGAAAAAGGGUACUGAAUGUGAAAUAGUUGGUCACGGUAAAACAAUGAAGACAACUGUUACUGGAGUUGAGAUGUUCCACAAGACAUUGGAUGAAGCACAGGCAGGUGACCAGCUGGGAGCUCUUGUCCGUUCCAUUAAAAGAGAACAAAUCAAACGUGGAAUGGUGAUGGCCAAGCCUGGAACUGUCAAGGCUCAUGAUAAUGUGGAAGCUGCUGUGUACAUACUCAGCAAGGAAGAAGGAGGCAGAUCCAAACCAUUCACAUCCUUCAUACAGUUGCAAAUGUUUUCAAUGACGUGGGACUGUGCUACACAAGUCAACAUUCCAGAUAAGGAAAUGGUGAUGCCUGGUGAAGAUGCUACACUGCAACUACGUUUACUUAAGCCUAUGGUUUGCGAGGCCGGUCAAAGGUUUACUUUGCGUUUGGGUGAUUUGACUCUUGGAACUGGUGUUGUUACUAAAAUAAACAAAAAUCUUAGCGAAGAAGAAAGGAUUAAGUUAUUAGAGGGAAAGAAGGCGCGAGAGAAGGCCAGCGCGAAGAAGUAAAAUUAUUUAAGUCAUAAGUUACAUUUAGAAUCAUUCUGUAGACAUUAUUGUAUGCAUUUAAAAUAAAUGUGUGGUAAAUUUAAA
This is a messenger RNA of Papilio xuthus (Asian swallowtail), 1667 nucleotides long. It is a transcript of the gene mEFTu1, whose product is annotated as mitochondrial translation elongation factor Tu 1. The coding region runs from base 186 to 1583 and encodes 465 amino acids. The record is from RefSeq and is a predicted model, not a curated record. Gene Ontology annotation, molecular function: translation elongation factor activity; GTPase activity; GTP binding. NCBI's taxonomy places the organism in Eukaryota, Metazoa, Arthropoda, Insecta, Lepidoptera, Papilionidae. Gene Ontology annotation, biological process: mitochondrial translational elongation. Gene Ontology annotation, cellular component: mitochondrion. The transcript is spliced from 7 exons.